AUGAAGUCACUCAUUGCGUUUAGCUUGGUGGCCAUCCAGGCAGUGUCUGCCAGGUAUGGAAUGUACAUUGACCAAUGGCAUGUGGCAUCUUUAGCCAACCGGAACUUGACCGCGGGAAUUGACCAUGUGAUUAUGGCCUUUGCCGAGUCAAUAUUGUUCACCAACCCGACUCCGGCGAAUUACACUCCUUUCGCAAGCGUCGAGAGCAUGCGUGCAAGGUUCGACCCCGGAACCAAAUUCUCCCUAGCCAUUGGGGGAUGGGGAGACAACGCUGGCUUUGACCUGGCUGUCACCAAUGACACGACGAGGAGAAGAUUUGCGAAGAACGUUGCCCAGACGCUGGACCGCCUUGGCUUUGAUGGAGUUGAUAUUGACUGGGAGUACCCCGGCGGUAAUGGUGCGGACUACAGACAGGUUCCGAAUUCUAAGAAGACUGGGGAAAUUAAUCAAUUCCCAAAAUUACUGCACGAGAUCAGGAGCGCAAUCGGCAAAAAGGUUUUGUCGGUUGCUGUUCCGGGACUCAGGAGGGACAUGAUUGCCUACACUCCCGAAGAGGCCCCCAAGAUCUGGGAGGUUGUUGAUUUUGUGAACGUGAUGGCGUACGACUUGAUGAACCGCCGGGAUAAUAUCACCAAGCACCACACAGAUGUCCAAGGCUCCCUCGAGGCGGUUGACGCCUAUUUAGAGUUGGGACUGAAGCCGUCUAAGGUCAAUUUAGGAUUCGCCUUCUACGCCAAGUAUUUCAAAACUGCACCAGGAUAUAACUGCACCGCGACUCCCCUGGGUUGCCCAACAGCGGAGCUCGAAGCUCCGGACGGAAGCGACACGGGUAACUCUGGCGCCCUAACCUUUGAAGCGAGCAACUAUUUAUCAGUCCCUACUGAUUUGUCAGUCACUACGGAUGGAAGCUGCGGAGCCACUGUAGGCAAAAAAUGCCCAGAGGGCUAUUGCUGCAGCCUGUAUGGAUAUUGCGGUGCCACUGCGGAUUACUGUGGCGCGAGUUGUCUCGCAGGUUACGGCAAAUGCGAUGAUGUUUCCGUAACUACUUCGUGGGAAAAUGCCUUGCGGAACGGGAAAGUUGAUGCUAAAGCUGGAGGACAGUACUACUGGGACCCUGCCGCGACACUGUUCUGGACCUGGGACACCCCAGCUCUAAUCAACCGGAAGUUCCAGGACAUUAUCGCUGCUCGAGGCCUUGGUGGUGCCUUUGCUUGGAGUCUCGGUGAGGACAGUCAUGACUGGAGCCAUUUGCAGGCCCUCCAGGCCGGCGUCAAGGCAUUUCUGAGCCCAGUCUCUCCUCGAUCUGCUUCUACGUCGCAUCAGCGUCGCAAAGCCCACUACCACAAAGCUAGGACUUCGAUAUAG
Messenger RNA from Aspergillus ochraceoroseus IBT 24754, 1365 nucleotides. RefSeq lists its product as uncharacterized. The transcript has 5 exons. The coding region runs from base 1 to 1365 and encodes 454 amino acids. Gene Ontology annotation, cellular component: extracellular region. The record is from RefSeq and is a predicted model, not a curated record. NCBI's taxonomy places the organism in Eukaryota, Fungi, Ascomycota, Eurotiomycetes, Eurotiales, Aspergillaceae. Gene Ontology annotation, biological process: chitin catabolic process; carbohydrate metabolic process. Gene Ontology annotation, molecular function: chitin binding; chitinase activity.